Molecule: messenger RNA, 4990 nt
Organism: Polyodon spathula (Mississippi paddlefish)
Lineage: Eukaryota; Metazoa; Chordata; Actinopteri; Acipenseriformes; Polyodontidae
Product: dehydrodolichyl diphosphate synthase complex subunit nus1-like
Exons: 5
Coding region: 86-991 (301 amino acids)
Cellular component (GO): dehydrodolichyl diphosphate synthase complex; endoplasmic reticulum membrane
Molecular function (GO): ditrans,polycis-polyprenyl diphosphate synthase [(2E,6E)-farnesyl diphosphate specific] activity
Source: RefSeq, a predicted model, not a curated record
UUGAGAAGUACAUUUUGAAAGAUGGCAGCUGACUAGCUGAGGUGUUGGCAGUAAAUUAGAUGGCAUUCAGAGAGUAGAUUUCUUAAUGGCGGCCCCUUUAAGAAUUGGAAUGCGGCGCUCUAUGAGGAUUACACAGAAAGCAUUUUUCACAGAGUGUAUUAUGGCUGUAGUGUACGAGUUCGUGUGGCGGAUGCUGCAUGCCCUGCUACACCUCCAGCGAACGCUUCUGUCCUGGAACUGGCGUCUUUGGAGACGGGCAAUGACGGCGGUCCUAGUGCCGACAGUUUUCGGAUUUCAGAACCACCCGCAUAAUAAUAAGAAACUGAUACCGACAGGCGGCAAGAAGAGCUGCUGCAGGGUCCUGUGGAAAUCAGACGGCAAGUCCCUUGAAAAGCUUCCACUUCAUAUAGGCUUGCUGAUAGCUGAAGAGGAGACCCGGUACACAGAUAUAGCCAACCUGGUGGUCUGGUGCAUGGCAGUGGGCAUCUCCUAUGUUAGUGUCUACGAUAAUCAAGGUAUCUUCAGGAGAAACAGCUCCAGACUCAUGGAUGAAAUCCUGAAACAGCAGCAGGAGCUCCUAGGCCUUGACUCCUUGAAAUACUCAGUUGAGUUUUUAAAUAACAGUAAUGACAAACCAGAACAGCAAGUUUUAUCGUGUCAAGCCACAGUUAAAGUGUUGUCUCCGGACGAUGGGAAAACAGGCAUAGUGACAGCUGCUCAGAAGUUCUGCCAGUUAGUGGAACAGCAACAAAAAAGGUCCUCAGACUUAGAUGUAAAUAUGCUGGACAGUAUGCUUAGAGGUACGAAAGGAAUGCCUGAUCCUGAUUUAGUGAUGAAAUUCGGCACUGUGGACAGUACACUAGGAUUCCUUCCCUGGCACAUCAGACUAACAGAGAUUAUUUCUUUUCCCUCUCACAUUAACAUCACAUACAAGCACUUUUUCAGUGCCCUGAAGUGCUACGCUGGCUGUGAACAACGUCUAGGGAAGUGACACCUCGGAGUGCGCUGAAAAUCACUCUACAGUACAUGAGAGGGGACCUGCCAUUUCUUGAUGCUUACUAGAACCCGAGAACAACAGACAUUUGCCGUUAUUUCCAUUUUGAAUUUUAAUUUAUCAAUCAAGGUUAAUAAAGCGUCUUAUUAUCUCUUGAGUGGCUAGCUCAGCGUGGAUCUUUAAGGGUCUGAAAUGCAGGUACAAAAGAUAAGUCUCAAUUUAGAAGGAGCAAAGCCCCUUGAAGGGCAAGUCUCCUGUAAAACUACAUUUCAUCUACCAGCGACAUCUGGAUUAGCAAUGUGAUGUAUAAACAUUAUGUUAUGAGUGAUCCAAGGAUUUCAAACCAAAUCAAUUAUCAGUCUAGUAUUUGUUUAAGUAGAUCUAACAUUCUCCAUGGAUGAUAUAACAAAACAGAAACGUCCUGUUAAAAAAACAAAAAACAAGGUAUUGUCUGUGCAGUGUGGUUUAUCAUGGUUUCUAUAAAUAGCACUGGGGUACAUGAGUCACUGUAAAUGGUAUAAUUUACAGUAGAAUCCUGUUUUAAGGCAGAUAACCAGGUACAAUUGAAAUUGCCAAGUACCUACAGGUUGUGAAAUUAAACCCCAGUGUUGGCUGGCUCAUUUCUUCAAAGAAACCACUACCUUAGGAAAUACUAUUCAUCCGAUGGCUUAUUUGCUUGUUAUAAAACCUUCCAGCGGUUAGGUGGAAUAUCAUAUUUUAUGUGGUGCAAGAGUCUAGGAGUAGUUCCUUAUGAUACACUUGUUAUUUGUCACAAAUCCCUCUGCACUAGAAGCAGUCAUUAGCAGAUAGUUUACCAGCCACAGACCCUUUCAAAAAGAGUUGCUAGGAAGUAAAGCAAGACAUGUUCACUUAGUGGUUUGCACUGAGAGCUGGGAGCCAAGCAGUCCUAGUUUCUUAUCCCAGUUCAGUCACUGAUGUACCACCAAUGCUGGUUUCAUGACAGGUAUAUGCUCUGUGCCUAGCUCUUCAAAACCAAAUUUAAAGUAUUAUAGUCUUUUGCAGGAAGAUGUUUUAUCUUUACACAGUUAACUAGGACUAAUAAGAAAUCUGACUUGCUGACAUUUCCUCAAUCUGCAUAGACCAGCAAAAAAAAAAAAAAAAAAAAAAGGCGCGUUUGGAAGAUGAUGAAUUAGAAAGCACCACACAGAGACCAAGUAGCUUCAAAUGCCCGUUUAAUUGCAGAAUAAUUACAAAUAUCCUGACAUACUGAGGGAAAUUUAACAAAGCUAUAAACAUUACAAUUUUCUGCUACUUUUUAAAGAUGUUGUAGCAUUUCAAAAUAGUAUACUGGUAUUGGGGAAAAAAAAAAAUCUUAUAUUAUUCAAUGUUAUUAGAGCUAUGGUUUUCUUGUAGUAUUAUUUUAUUUAUUUUAAGAGCUUUUAUAAUGGUGGCCUUUUUUUUUUUUGGAUGACUGGCAUGUUUUAAUAGCACUGAUUAAAGUGUAUCGGGUCAGCUGAGGUUUUAUAUCAGAGGGUCUCAUUCAAUGUGUGUGUGUCUAUCUAUCUAUCUAUCUAUCUAUCUAUCUAUCUAACCCUGAAGUGACAGAUUUCACCUCCACUUUUUACAGUCACAUAUUGCAACAUCCAUCUGAAAGUGUAGCACAUGAACUGUAAAAAAGUAAAAUAACCACACUGCACUCGGUAUGCUGUUGAUGGAAACGUUCGCAUUUAUUCAGAAGUUGUUAGAAGUUGUUUUUAGUUGCUGUUUGAUGGUGAUAAUCAUUUUUCCUAAAUAAAGGGUCAGGGUUAUAUAAAGCAAUCAACUAACUAUAAAUGUGAGUGAGCCACACUGUCCCCAUAUCAUUGAGUAAAGAGGGGCUAUUGUGUGCUUGUUUUGGUUCAAGCAAAAUACCAAUUUCUAAGGCAUAUUAAAAAUGUAUAUAAUAAAAGGUUCCAUGUAAACAUUACUUGCACUGUAGAAUUGCUAUGCGUUGUAUACACCGUGCAAAGCUUUGGACAUGUUCAGUGGCAGAUUGCAAAACUACCACACCAGAGAACAUCCAGAUAUCAGAAAACUACCACACCAGAGAACGUCCAGAUAUCAGAAAACUACCACACCAGAGAACGUCCAGAUAUCAGAAAACUACACCAGAGAACGUCCAGAUAUCAGAAAACUACACCAGAGAACGUCCAGAUAUCAGAAAACUACACCAGAGAACGUCCAGAUAUCAGAAAACUACACCAGAGAACAUCCAGAUAUCAGAAAACGACCACACCAGAGAACGUCCAGAUAUCAGAAAACCACACCAGAGAACGUCCAGAUAUCAGAAAACUACCACACCAGAGAACGUCCAGAUAUCAGAAAACUACACCAGAGAACAUCCAGAUAUCAGAAAACGUCCUGGCUUAAAGAGCAUAUGCACUAAAGCUACUGUAUAUCUUGUCUGUUUUGUAAAGUGAUAAUUGCUAGCUGUUGUACAGUAUGCCGAAACACAGAUAUGACCAGAGAUGAGAAAACCCAUCUUUAGCUUCAGAACAAAAUUCAGCUAGAUUAUGCAAUAUUUUUUUGAAGGAAUGUACUGAAGUAAAAGCAACACUUACUGAAGCUAGUUUUUUUUUUUUUUGUUGUUUAGUUUUUUGUAUUUAUUUUGUACAGUUCUGAAAAUUUGUUUGGGUACUGUAUGUGAUUUCGCCUGUUUUUUAUAUGGACAGUCACACACUGUCUAGUAAUUGUGUUGCUGUUGAAAAAUACCUCAAAUACAGUAAUUAUCAUCGAAUAAGUCUCACAUUUUUUAUAAGACUUUCAUUCAGAAAAAGCUUUUUCUAAAAUAACAAAGCUUCCGCUUACACAUAUGCAGUGUACUGUAUUUGCAUUUCUGCCUUCACUGUUCAAUUUAUGGAAGUAUGAUAUUUAUUCACUGUUAAAAACGAUGACCACCACACAUAGCCAAAAGCUUGUUGCAACUAAUUAUUGGCACAAUCUGUUUCUGAAAGGGGGGAAAAACACCAAUUACUAUACAAUUCUAAAGUAAGGUCUUUUCUGAUUUGGGUACAUUUUAUUUGGUGCAAGUUUAUGUAGAAAAUCCUCAUCUAAUGACUAAUUGUCAUAAAUAGCUUUAUAAUUUAUGGUAAAGGUGAAUUUUUUUUUUUUUUUUUUUUUGAAAGACCGUCACACCUAUUCUCAAAGUGUGAGGUCUGUCUCUGAUUAAAAUAGUUAUUAUUUUGCCGUUGUAACCUGUCCAAGUGGGAACCCACAGUUGAUUCUGGAACUGUAGGAUUUUGUAAGCAUUGUGCAUUGCGUAUGCAAAAUGUUUCGUAACGGGGGUUAACAUUCACAAAUACAUAACUCACUUUUUGUUUUUUUGUAUUUAAAUGCCAAAGCAGUCACCUUUCGGUUUCGCUUUUAUUUAAAAUGACCCAAAACUCUAAAAUCUCCUGAGAAAUUCACUACCUGUAGUUCUGUUUGGUCAGCUUUUGACAGACUACAGUUACAGAAAGAAGAAAGUGAUAAGUAAUAUGACAAUGGAGGCCUGGAACUGCAGUAACCAGGAACAAACAAGAAACAAUACUGGUUGGUUGGUGGUUUGAAACAACAUGUUAGCUGCCUGCAUUGCUCAUCGGUCGUCUUGCUUGUAGUGAUUCGUUGCAUACAAAUAGGUAGAUGCUAAUGAUGCUAUUUUUGGUUAGUUUUGCAAGGUGGAGGAAGCAACAUCAGAGGUUGAAUGUUGCAAACAGUGCCAGAUACACUGGAAACCAGCUAAUGCUCUAUGAAUGUAUGUUUUUUCCUUUGUUUUUGAUUAGGUCUUACGUAAAAUGUAACUAUACAGUGGUGUACAAGUGUGUAGAUCUGACAAGCUGCUGACUUUCUGUGUUGAUGUAGUAGUUGGCUAUUGUAAAUAAUGUGCAAAACAAAUUUUUACAAAUCAGGAGUCGACUUCUUGGAUUUUAUUUAAGAAAUAAAUAAACUAAAAGUAGACAACAUGUACCUGUGUAACUAUUAUUAUAAAUUAUAGAUAAAUCGAUCUUUUGAGAAACA